Messenger RNA from Carya illinoinensis, 1897 nucleotides. Its product is annotated as trigger factor-like protein TIG, Chloroplastic. Gene Ontology annotation, biological process: 'de novo' cotranslational protein folding; protein unfolding; protein transport. Bases 89 to 1744 code for a protein of 551 amino acids. Lineage: Eukaryota; Viridiplantae; Streptophyta; Magnoliopsida; Fagales; Juglandaceae. The record is from RefSeq and is a predicted model, not a curated record. The transcript is spliced from 13 exons. Gene Ontology annotation, molecular function: protein folding chaperone; ribosome binding; peptidyl-prolyl cis-trans isomerase activity.
CCUUGCAAAAAGUAUAUUGUAGGAAUAAAUAUCCUACAAGGUACAAACCUUUCUCUUUAUCCUUUUGAGCUUUGAAGGGCCGACAGCAAUGGAUCUCUGGGUCAGUAGCUCUACAAGGUUCAUGAACGAGAACCCAUCUCAACCCUCUCACACCUUUCUCCGCGCGACCUCUGCCCAUUCUCUCAGAAACCCAGUUUUCCAAUUCAAGCACAAGCACAGACCCUUCAGCUCCCUCAAGCUUCCCUCUCCUUCCCGCCAAAUCCACCUCCUUCAACCUCAUCCAUUUCCCCGAAAUCCCGGUCACUUCGCCAUUUCAGCGUCUCCUUCGUCUUCUUCUUCCUCUUCGGUUGCUCUUGGCAAUGAAAAAGAUCGGCUUCCGGCCGAUAUCGAGGUCAAAGAGACCGAAGAACCCAAUUGUAGAGUUAGGUUGAGCGUAGGAGUUCCACAAGCUGUAUGCGAGGAUUGCUACAAGAGGGUCAUAAAUGAGUUCAUGAAGCAAGCGAAGGUCCCCGGAUUUCGUCCUGGAAAGAAUGUUCCCGAAAGUAUUCUUUUAAGUCAUGUUGGAAAGAAGAAUGUGCAAAAGGCUACUGUUGAAUCUAUUUUGAAGAGGACACUUCCACAUGCCAUGGCCUCGGUGACAGGAAAGGCCUUGAGAGACUCAGUCCGCAUUGUAACCAAAUUUUCUGACAUGGAGCAGACCUAUUCUUCUCUGAACACUCUCAGAUAUGAUGUCAUUGUCGACGUGGCACCUCAAGUUAAAUGGAAUCCUGAGAAUGGAUACAAGAACUUAAAGGUUGUUGUUGAAAUAGACAGUGACAUAGAUGCUCAGAGAGCUUCUGAGCUAGAACUGAGACGUCGUCACAAAUCCCUUGGUUUGCUGAGAAUUGUAACAGAUAGAGGACUGCAGAUUGGUGAUGUUGCUGUUCUUGACAUAUCAGCAACAACAAUUGAUCAAGAUGAGUUGAAUGUUGUAGAGCUUCCAUCUGCAGAGAGUAAAGGUUUUCAUUUUGAUACAGAAGAUGGUGAUAAAGUGAUUCCCGGGUUCAUCGAUUCAAUUAUAGGAAUUCGACCAGGUGAAACGAAGUCCUUUCCUCUUGUAUUUCCCGAAUCAUGGAAACAAGAGAAUCUCCGUGGUGUUCAUGCUCAAUUUACUGUUGAAUGUAAAGAACUAUUUUACAGAGACUUACCUGAACUGGAUGACUCCCUUGCUGUCAGGCUUCUUCCUGGGUGCACCACUCUGAAGCAGGUUAAGGAAUUAUUGUUACAGAGAUAUCUAGAAGUGGAGGAAACGGCUAGAGAACAAGCAACAGAUAAUGCAAUUCUAGAUCAGCUUCAAAAGAUGGUAGAGGUUGAAAUUCCUCAAUCUUUGUUUGAGGAACAAGGUAGGCAAUUUUAUGGAGCCAAGCUUCUAGAGAUACAGGCAAAUGUGAAACUAAAUGAACAACAAUUGGCUUCUCUAUCAAGUCCAAAGGCAGUUGAUGAGUAUCUGGAAAGCCAGAAGGAAAAUAUAUUGAACGUAAUAAAACAAAAUCUGGCAGUUGGAGAUAUAUAUAAACGUGAAAAUUUGCAGUUUUCAACGGACGAUCUUGUGAAGGAGGUUGAGAAUUCCAUAGCUGAAUUUAAACGUCAAAAACAAGAAUAUGAUGAGGAGAGGGUGAGGGAACAGGUACAGGAGAUACUGGAAGGAGCGAAGGUACUUGAAUGGUUGAGAGAACAUGCUGAGAUUCAGUACAUAAACAGAUGAGAGAGAGAGAGAGAGAGAGAGAGAGUCACUGCCGCUAUUCAAAAUUUUUGUUUCUUAUUAUAUGACGUUCCUCAUAGUUAAAUACGAUCCAAGAUCGCUAGAAAGUUUGCCUAGAAUAUUGGAAUAAACAAAAACCCGAGUAUUUCAUGUUCA